CCGAUGGAGAAGCAGCAGGCAGAGCCGUAUGCAGGGGUAGCGCAGCCUGUAGCGGUGCCGGUCAAUGAGAUGCAGCCUGUAGCGCCCCUAGCGCCCGUACAGGCAGUCGCCCACGAGAGCCUGCCACUGCCGACGAUGCAGGCCUACGCACACCCGACCGGCUCGAUCAUGCGCGUGCAACUCGCCGAUGGGCGCAUCAUCGACGUUCAGGUCCCGCCGGGCACCCCACCCGGGCGGCAGAUCCACUUUCCGGUGACGGCCGCACCGCCUCAGUUGGCGCCCGCACCCCAGCCGCCUAUGGCGCGCGCGGGCGUCCCGGCGAUGCCCCCACCGCCGCCCGUCUAUGCGCCCGAGACGGUGACGAUCCAAGUCCCACCGGGCAGCGCGCCGGGCGCGGUGUUCAGGAUAAAGCUCACGGACGGCCGCGAUCUAGAUGUCACCGUCCCGGCCGGUGUGCAACCCGGAUGCACGCUCACGGUAGCAGUUCCGCCGCGCCCCGUCGACCGGGACGGACGCCCGUUAGGGAGAAGCCGGAGAGAGACGGGCCCACUCAGCGAAUGUCUCUACUUUUUGAUUUGCUGCCCCCUCGCCAUUGUUUGCUGCAGACCCGAGCUUCUCAGAUUCGUCAGCGAACACUAGUGCCGCGAGAAUUCAUGUUACUACUACGACCGAGCCUUUUUCGAACGUUCAAUUCACAUUCAUUCUAGUGUGUCCGAAGAGUAAUAAUCUUUUUAACAACACUUAGUCUGAAAAGCUCGUGCAGUGCUCUGAUGUGUAGGAAAUCCUAGUGGCCCGUGAGACACUCUAGGAUCGCGGGAGGAUCGAGCGCGAGCUCGCGUGCGCGUCGCAGGGCUGCCCCAAGGGCUUUGUUCGACUAGUGCGCCGGUCGUGCAUUGCUGCGAGGCCUCCAAGCUGCCGUCAACGGCGUAAAGCCUGCCCGAUGUCGUUCGCAGCCUACCCGAUGCAGCCAGAGCCGUAUGCAGGGGUAGCGGUGCCGGUGGAGGCGGUCGCCCAGGAGAGCCUGCCACUGCCAACGAUGCAAGCGUUCUCGCACCCCGCCGGGUCGAUAAUGCAUGUCCAGCUUGCUGAUGGUCGCAUUCUUAAGGUUAACGUCCCGCCGGGGACGCCUCCGGGCCAUCAGAUCCACUUCCCGGUCGCGGCCGCACCGCCCCCGGUGAUGCCCCCACCGCCGCCCGUCGUCAGCCAGCCCGGAGUGGGCGUCGCGUCGGUCUCUGCACCGGAGACCGUCACUGUUAAUGUCCCGCCGGGCCUGGGCCCAGGCUCGGUCUUUCGCGUGACGCUCACGGACGGGCGGCCGCUGGACGUGACGGUGCCCCACGGCGUUCCGCCCGGCGCGCCGCUGACGAUCCCCGUGCCGCCGCGGCCCGUCGACCGCGAGGGCCGGCCGCUCGCGGGCAUAAAAAAAAAGCCGACGCACCCGUGCGGCGCGUGGAUCGGCCCCGGCGACGCGGCCUGCUGCCAGGUCUGUUUCUUCAUCUUCUGCUGC
Messenger RNA from Pelagomonas calceolata, 1507 nucleotides. NCBI's taxonomy places the organism in Eukaryota, Pelagophyceae, Pelagomonadales, Pelagomonadaceae. The record is from the annotation of a GenBank genome assembly.